AUGCCGGCCGACAGCCUCCUUAACACUGUCCUGCACUAUUAUCAGGACGUCCACGAUGCUGUCAAGACGGACCAAAUCAUGGGCAGCACAGCUCAUCUGCUGAGCCAGCUCUCCAACCCGCUCAAUCUCGGUGUCCUCACCUCGCAGCUUCUCACAGCCCCGGCCAUCUGGCAGCGAAACGAUGGAGCGAAAACCGCAAUGCGAGUCAUCGGCAUCUACCACAACGCAGCUGUUCGUGUACGUGACAACCAGCUCCGCGGCGCCAAACCAGGCGACCCAUCUGAGCGUGGAGGUCUGCGAUGCGAUGAAUGGACGCGUGCCGUCGUCAAAGGAGCCGACGAGGGGUCAAGGCGAUGGCAACAUUUGCUCGUACUGACCGGCGUCCUUGUGGGAAUGGAGGGACAUGGGCGAAACUCCUUGUCUAGAUCGCUGCGCAACGCCUUGGAGCAAGCCGUUGUUACGGCGGCCAACCUCGCUCUCGAGGGAAAUGUCCAAGAUGGCCCUGCAGCUGCCGUGUCCGUUGUCACGGCUCUGAACCUUGCGCUGCCUGUGCUUUCAGAAUCCCACAGAGCUCAGAUUGAUUGCAACACAUUGCUACCGAUUGCUGUUUGGGCCAUUACCGGAGAAGAAGGCUUUUGCGAUGCGCAGUUUCUUCGAGUCGUGAACCAAGACACCACGCGGCAGCCGGGUAACGUCCUCUCAUGGCCCGAACGAUCAUCCUCAUGCCAGCUGUUGCAACAGAUGGAGAAGCAGCCCUUAAUGGCGAACAUGGGUCCGCUCUCCAAGCUGGCAGCCUUUGCUGUGCAGCAUGCAACCGAUACGACGGUGGUCAUGCAGGCUCAUGAUGCGCUGUUGGUGUUUACCGCCAGAGUCCUCGACGCUUGGCAAAAGAACUGCUUUAGCGAGAUUGAUUCUGCGUCUGAGAGCUCUCGUCUGACUUCCGAGACGGCGCAGACCACCUGGCCACUGCUGUGGCAAGUUCUCAGGAAGCUCAUGUUUGGCACCACGGCUGUUCUGCAGGCAAUUGUUGCUCGCAGCCUGCUCGACCCGCACAUGCUGGUGCCCGGCCUGGCUCCCAACAUUGCCUCCAAGUCGUUGCAAAUCUUGCGGAACAUAUUCUUCAUCUCGAACAGAAAUGGAAACAGCUCGUUCCAAGUGUACACAUUUUCCUACAUGACUUCUAUCGACGUAUUAAGUCGAGACGGCCUAGCUACCGAGGCAUUCCUUCGAGAGAUUCGGCCUGCGGACGCAGUUCUCAACCCCUCGGCGCAUCUUCACACAAAUCUCGAUUUAUUCUAUCUCAACGUGGCGGAACAUAUGCCACUCUCCCUCCCCACAGAAGCGUGCGAGCUGCUCAUCGUCAAGCCCGCAAUCUCAUACGUCUCCCAAGAAGGACCCUUAGCAGCAUCCAUGACUGAAAUCUUCGAAUCCGCCCACAGUGCCAUUCUAUCCGUGCUCUCCUGUCCCCAACACAGCGCGCUCACCAUCAAGAUCACGCCUUUCUACAUUGUCAAGGUAUUUGACUCUUUCCCUCAGCAUAUAUCGCCCCGCCAGUUCAGAAUCGCCUUCAAAACCGCCAUGGAGAUCGUGUCCCCGCCUUUCCCCAUCGCUGCCAUGGAACCACACAUGUCGGAAACGCUGCUGGAUAUGCUCCGUACGAAGACCACCACCGCCGGCACGACCUUGCUGCCCGCCACUCCGGAUACCGUGUCACGCGCUCUGGAGGAAACAAAGGACGAACCACUAUCCGAGCAAAGCGCCCUCGUAAUGACGCUGGUGGAUUCAUUACCGUUCCUGCCUUUGCCACUGGUAGAGGAGUGGCUGGCAAUUACCGCUCAAGCCAUGAACGAGAUUGAGGAUCCUAGGCUUCGGCUGCCGGUGAAGAAGAGGUUUUGGAAUAUCCUCGUGAAUGGGGAGAUGGAUGUGGAAAGAUCAACGAUUGGGGUGGCGUGGUGGGGGACAAAAGGAGGUAGGGAAUUGGUCUUGUUCGGGGGAGCGCCUGAACCACCGUUGAUGAGUGGUGCGUUGGGAAAGGAUACGACGAGCCGGUUGUAG
Molecule: messenger RNA, 2055 nt
Organism: Metarhizium album ARSEF 1941
Lineage: Eukaryota; Fungi; Ascomycota; Sordariomycetes; Hypocreales; Clavicipitaceae
Product: peroxisomal membrane protein Pex17
Exons: 1
Coding region: 1-2055 (684 amino acids)
Source: RefSeq, a predicted model, not a curated record